CUCCUGUACAUGGGAAUGUCUGUGCAGCGUGGGAUGGGAUGGGGAGAAGAGAGCAAUCAACAUAAGACAGACACCUCACACACAUAGACACAUCUCACCCUCCCGCCCUCUCAUUCACUGUCCACCCGCCUCAGUCCGCACAAACAAACAAAAAGAACGAGACGACAGCCAGGCAGGGAGGCAGGGAGGCACCAUCAACCCCACACGCACGCACGGAUAAUCAGACAGACAGGCAGGCAGGCAGGCAGACAGGCAAGUGCACACCAGCCAGUGACAUGUGUGUGGGAUAAAACGGGUACAUAUACAGCCAGUCGAUACUCUGUGUCUGUGUCUGUGUGUGGUAUGUGUCUGUGUGUUUGUAUGUGGGUCUCUGCGCGUCCAUCCAUCCAUCCAGCCAGCCAGCCGCUCGCUAUCCUUCCCCUCCUCCUCUGGGCUACUUAGUCAGUUCGUAGCGAGUUGCGUUAGCCAUUGGGAUACACACUGACUGGGUCACUCCAUGCCCUCUGGCUGCCCCUCCCCGCCCCCACCGCCGCCCUCCUGCCCCUCAACGGCACCAGCCGCCUCACCUGCAGCAGCACCGGCCACCUCGAUCUCCACCUCCUUGGCCUCGACGUGCCCCUUCCUCCCCUGCUUGCCCUUCUUCUUGGGUCGCGACAGCCCCUCCUCGCCCUGUGUGUCGUCCUUCUGGUCGUGCUUGCGCUUGCGCACCGUUUUGUGGACGGGGGGCACCACGGGGAGCUCCUGCUGCGGCAUGUGCACCUGGGGCUGCAGCCCCUGCAUCUGCAUCUCCGGCACCCCCUCCACGUUCUGCACUAUCACAUGCUGCUCCUGCCCCGGCAGCUGCUGCAUCUGCUGUACCAUAUGGACGUGGGCGCCCGGGGGCAGCAUCAGGCCCUCGGGGUGGUGGUGGGCCAGCGGAAUGCCCUUGUGGACGGGACCCAGCAGCUCCACACCCUCGGCCAGCGGCACCCCCUGCGGCACCAUCAUCGGGACCCCCUGCAGGGCCUCGUGUAGGGCAGCAUGCUCGUGGUGCGAUGCGUCCAGACCCUCGGCGCCCUCGGGGGGCACGCCCAAGGCGGGCGCGGCAUACUGCAGGUAGGCGGCGCUGGGCUGAUCGGCAGACUCGGGAACGGCCAACUUCUUGCCCCUACCUGAUGGAACAAGAAGCAGGGCCAGGGGAGAGAGAGGGGGUGUCUGUGGUGGGUGGGUGGAUGGGGAGGGGAAUGGGAUUGAUGCUUACGUUGAGUCUUGCGUUUGGGUUUGGCGCCGGGGAGGGACGCCCCGAGCUGCUGGGCUGAUGCGUCGCCGCCAUUCAGCUUGGACAACUUGUUCCUGCUUACGUGUGUUACACCCACCAGCCGCACACACACAUACACACACGGCAUGCAGGUCUUGGUGGCGUGUGCGCGCACCACACAUGCUUGAGCUCCGAUACGUUGCGAUUGUCCCUCAUCGUCUGCAGGAAGGAUAUAUGGACACGCAGACGCACGCAGACGUCAGCCUGCCAGUGUGUGUGUGUGUGUGUGUGUGUGAGAAGGGGGGGACUGACACACCUCGAUAUUAGCCGGCAGGGUGUAGCUACUCUCCGUCAACGCGUUAUACAUGCCGUCGGCGGCCUCACCUAGACACAACACACAACACACAGAGAUGCUGGCAUGGUUGUCUGUUGGCUGGCUGGCUGGCUGGCUGGCUGGCUGACCGAUGGAGUCGUGCGCCAUGACCAUGAGUUUGGCCAGCGCCCGCUUAAUCUCCAUCUUAUCGAACAGGUGCACGUGCUUGGCAAUGUCAUCGCCACGGCAACGCUCUAUCUUGACCUGGACCUUCAUGUCCUGCACACCACACCACACCACACCACACACGUCAAGCUGGAGGGGGUGUGUGUGGGAGGAGAGGGUACCCGUGCGGCCGUGGAUGUGAGGCAUGGUAUCUGCGCCUUCCAGAUGGGUGGGCGACGGCUCUCCACCGACGGCACCUCACGCGACACGAAGUCCAUCCACUCGACAGCGUACUCGUCCUGACAUCAUGUCACCACACCACACCACACCACACCACACCACAGCAUGCCCAUCGGUGCAGGCUUCUGUCUGCCUCGCUGUCUCGUCAGUCACCUACUUGUCGGAAUUUGGUGCAGAUUUUGGAGAGGAAGUCCUUCAGAGCGUCCCUCGGUAUGAGGCCCUCCCCGGCCAGCUCCUCGUCGGACUCGGUCAGCGGCAGGACCACGUCGUUCAACACCUCGUAGCAACGCAUCUGACACACAUGCAUGCAGCAACAACGAACAACCAACACAGAGGGAGCGGAGCAUCGAAAGGGACAUACAGACCUCCCCCCUUUCGCCUGCUCUGUGUGUGGCUGACCUCGAAGGUGGCGCCUUGGGCCUUGGACUGUCUGUCGGUGUCCUUGCUGUAGACCACCAUCUCGCCACCCUCACGUCCACCCACGUGCAGCACCUCUAUCUCAUCCGCAUGGAAAUACGGCGACCCGCCCAGCACUGCAUGGCCAAUUUC
Molecule: messenger RNA, 2504 nt
Organism: Vitrella brassicaformis
Lineage: Eukaryota; Vitrellaceae
Source: the annotation of a GenBank genome assembly